Molecule: messenger RNA, 3501 nt
Organism: Contarinia nasturtii (swede midge)
Lineage: Eukaryota; Metazoa; Arthropoda; Insecta; Diptera; Cecidomyiidae
Gene: Kap3
Product: kinesin-associated protein 3
Exons: 9
Coding region: 401-3259 (952 amino acids)
Biological process (GO): microtubule-based movement; cilium organization
Cellular component (GO): ciliary transition zone; axoneme; kinesin II complex
Molecular function (GO): kinesin binding
Source: RefSeq, a predicted model, not a curated record
AGUGACAUUGAAUUUGCGUUCGGCUCAUGACAUCCAAUGUCAACGACACACAAAAUAUAUAAUUGGGUCAAAUGAACAAAUUUAAAGAGAAUCUACCUACCAAAACUGGGACCGUGAAAAUAAUUUAAAAGAAAAAAAAUUGUUUGACAAUAGACAUUUUAAAUGAAUAUCCAUACAAACAUGGAGUAGUUCAAUGUGUGUGCGUUUUGAGUUCGAACAAAUUUUGAUUGUAACAUUUCAUUCCAAUUAUAGCUACGUUCACUUUUAGUUUCGUUUCUCGAUUUUAUUUUCUUAUGAUUUUUUAUUUGUUUGUGUUGGCCAGCCAGCCCAGUGGUUAACAUCUAUUAUUAUCGAUACUUAACAAAUAACUAAUUGAGUGGAUCGAUUGAAGUGAACGUGUAUGUUUGCUGAGCUAUUUAAUUUUGUUGCGGGCAUCACUUUAUUUUUAUUUGUGAUCCAUUACCUUUGUUAUAUCGUUCAAACGUUAUCGAUAAAUCCAAGCACUGCCGAGUCAACAAAUAGUAGUGAUUGCAUCGCAACCGAUAAACAACGUGAAAAUUUUGCUUCAAAAUCGACUCGGUCUAUUGCAAUGCAGUCAGAAGAUGCAAAAUAUAUCAAAAAACGUUUGAAAGGCGGGAGUAUUGAACCACAUCCAUCUGAAAAUGCCAUAAUCAUCAACUAUACGCUAGAGGCAACCGUGUUCAAUGAGCCUGGUGAUGCGAUGUUAGAAAAAUCAAAGAAUUGUCAGCGUAUAUUACGAUUGCCAACACUUAAUUCACGUUGCGAUCCAACUGCUUUGGCCAAAGAAAUCGUUGAAAAAUGUGACAUUAUCCAUAAAUCGCAGUUAGCUGAAGUUCAACAAAUCAUUUACUAUUUAAAAAAACGCAGCGAAAGCGACGGAUUUGACGUUAUGAACAAAAGUGCUGGUUCACUAAAGCAGUCACGCCUUAAAUCAGCGUACGGUUCGGCUAACUCAAUAAAAGAUGCAUCGCCCGCCGAACCAGAAAAAGCAUCCAUUCGAAAAAUUGACGAAUAUGUCGAUCUACUGUAUGAAGACUUAUCGGAUCGAAUUCGUGGAUCAGCGUUAAUUUUACAAUUGGCACGAGUUCCGGAUAACCUUGAGGAAUUACAAAAAAAUGAGGCUGUUUUAAGUGCAUUGUCUCGCGUUUUACGUGAGGAUUGGCGAAAAAGUCUGGAUUUAUCCACCAAUAUUGUUUUUACUUUCUUUUGUUUUUCCACUUACUCACAGUUUCACAAUGUUAUAACUCAAUAUAAGAUUGGAUCUUUGUGCAUGGAUGUAAUUGACUGUGAAUUGAAACGAUACGACACAAUGCAAUCAGAUUUGGAGAACUUCAAGAAAUCUUUUGACAAUUUGAAUGCAGCUGCAAAAGACCAAAGUAAAAGUUUUGAUGAUUUGGAUCUCGUCAACGAGGAGAAACCAAAAGAGAUGGAACCACCACGUCGACGAAUCCCAGAGUUGAAACAACGUCCAAAGUCAGGAAAUUGGUCAAAUCAAUCGAUAAGUAUGACUUCUUCUCUACUCCGAAGUCAUACUCUGAAUAACAGUUACCAUGAUCGUCUAUCCACGUCAAUGUUGAGUCCAACAAGUGACAAUGGCGACAUUCAAAACGAUCCGAAACGAAACAAAGACGAAUUUGAUCGACGUAAUAAGCAGUUGCGUGUGUUUGCAAAAAAGCAGGAGCAAUUGAUUCGUGUUGCAUUUUAUUUAUUAUUAAAUAUCGCCGAGAAUACAGCAUUUGAGGAGAAAAUGUGCCGUAAAAGUAUAAUUCGAAUGUUGGUGAAAACAUUGGAUCGACAAAGUGUUGAAUUGCUUAUGCUGGUCGUUACAUUUUUGAAAAAACUCUCCAUCAUUCGUGACAACAAAGACGAAAUGAAUCGAAUGGAUAUUGUUACAAAAUUUCCAAGGAUAUUACAAAGUACCGACACCGAAUUACUGCAUGUAACUCUUCGACUUAUAUUCAAUUUGUCGUUUGAUGCUUCGCUUCGAUCGCAAAUGAUUCGAAUUGGUCUGUUGCCGAAAAUGGUGACCUUCUUGAGCGACGAAAAACACCAUGAAAUUUCUGCAAAAAUCUUGUAUCACUUUAGUGUGGACGAUAAAGUUAAAUCAAUGUUUACAUACACUGAAGCAGUUCCACUGGCCAUUGAUAUGUUGCUUUUGAAUUUGAAUCCAAAAGUUGAUAUGGAUUUGAGUGCAUUGUGCAUAAAUCUAGCGCUGAAUAAACGAAACGCGACACUAAUGGUUGAAAAUAAUCGUUUGCACACAAUAAUGUCGCGUGCGUUCAAGUAUCAAGAUUCACUUUUGAUGAAAUUGGUUCGGAACAUCUCCCAGCAUGAAUCUCUUCGUAGCCAUUUUGUGGAUUUCGUCGGCGAUUUGGCUCAAAUGCUGACAAUAUGCGAAGAACAAAAGUUCACAAUUGAAUGCCUGGGCAUUUUGGGCAAUUUAUCGUUGCCUGAUUUGGAUUAUUCUGCCAUCAUUCAAAACUUUGAUCUCAUUCAAUGGAUAAAAAAAGUUCUCACUCCGGGCAACAAGACUGAUGAUCUUGUAUUGGACACAGUUGUAUUUUUGGGCACAUGUGCUUGCGAUGAAGCGUGUGCAAUGUUACUUUGUCGAUCCGAUAUUGCUUUGGCUUUGAUCGAACUAUUGAAGGCCAAACAAGAGGAUGACGAAAUGGUGCUUCAAAUUAUUUUCGUCUUUCAACAAAUUCUUCGCAAUGAAAGUACACGAGACUAUAUGAUUAAAGAGACCCAAGCGCCAGCCUAUUUGAUUGAUUUGAUGCACGAUACAAAUCCAGAGAUACGUAAAGUUUGCGAUUACUGUUUAGAUGUGAUCGCGGCCACCAAUUCAGAAUGGGCAACUCGCAUCAAAUUGGAGAAGUUCCGUAAUUACAAUUCUCAGUGGCUUGAAAUGGUGCAACAGCAUCAAGAAGAAAGUGAUAUGGAUACAUUCUACGAUCCAAUGGACGCUGACGAUGACAAUGAUUUGCCAGCCUACUUGCCCGCAGACUUCAUUUACCAAGCGCAACAACGUGCACAAUCUGAUGAUGCCACGUCUACCAAUUCUUCGGCAAAUUUUAUCAACAGUCGACCUGUUAGUCGGUACAGCAGAGAUUUUGAUGAUUAUGAUCCGAUGGAUUCGAGCACAAAAAGCCGUGAUGAAAUAGACAAACCCGAAUUGAUUACAUCGAAAAAUAUUCGAGCUGAUUCGGGUGAUGUUGAAGUACUUACGGAAUUGGAAUAGACAUGAAUUUUCUAUAUACGCGCAAUCGAAUUUGGAACAGUAAAGUUACCAUUCACUCAAUACAGUACACGUGAGGAACGUUUUUUUAAUAAAGAAAAAAAAAAUCUAAAAAUUGCUUUUGAAAAGAUAGAAGCGUACAACUUGCUUACAUAGUGCAUUCCAAAAUAAUUAAUUGUACAACAGACAUUAUUGUAUUUAACAAUCAAAUCAAUUUACUAUUUAUUUUCAUUUUUUCUUCGAAA